UAAAGUGCCACUCACGCACACAAACACCCACAUACACACAGGUGGAGGAGACGCAGAAAGGGGAGAUCUGAUCAUCAGCAGGCAUGGCGUUCAUGGGAAAGCGCGGCCCGCUGCUCGGCAUGAUCUACGUGCAAGUGGCCUACGCCGCCAUGUUCCUCAUCACCCGCCUCGCCUUCACCCGCGGCAUGAGCCACUACGGCUUCGUAUUGUAUCGCCAGAUCAUUGCGGCAGUGGCGAUCUGCCCCCUCGCUUGCUUCCUUGACAGGGAGAUUGGGAGGCUUCCAGUUAGAUGGAAGAACGCGGGACAGAUCUUUCUCUUGGCACUGAUGGGGAUAAGCAUAAGUCAGAACUUCUACUAUGCUGGUCUGGCUUACACUUCCUCCACCUUCGUCAGCACCAUGACCAAUCUCCAACCCGCGAUUACUUUUUUGCUGGCGUAUCUCCUCAGACUGGAGGAAGUGAGCAUAAAGAACAGGACGGGACAGGCUAAGAUUCUCGGCACGUUUCUGUGCGUGGGAGGUGCCAUGGUGAUGACCUUGUUCAAGGAUCAUAACGGAGGCCAGGGGCUACAAGCGCAGAUGGAUCCAAUUUUCUCACCUCACGUCCGACGACUCCAUGGCCUCGGCGGCGGCACCUCCUUCGUCCUCGGGGCCUUGUUCACAAUCGUGGGAACUACGGCGUGGUCAGCUUUCCUACUCUACCAGGCAUGUGUCGUGGCCCAAUACCCUUCUCAGCUCACCCUUUCGGGGCUUGUCAACUUGGUGGGCGGCCUCCAAUGCGCUGUUAUCUCACUCAUUUUUGAAAAGCCUGCAGCUCUGAAGCUCGGGUGGGACUUGCAGCUACUGGCCAUAGCUUACAGUGGAAUAUUCUGUGCAGGGUUUGGGGUGUUCGCCAUGAUGUGGUGUGUGAAGGAAACGGGCCCAGUUUACGUUACCGCUUUCAGUCCCGUGUCGACGGUCAUGGUGGCCAUACUGGAGCCAUUGCUGCUUCAUGUGCAACUCACUUGGAGCAGCUUGAUAGCCAUGGUCAUGGUCAUCGGAGGCCUCUUCUUGUUUCUGUGGGGCAAAGCUCAAGAUAGCAGCAAAACUGGGGAGUCUUUUGCUGCAACUCACGGAGUGGGAGAGUGGGACAGAAAUGAAACGAGCGUCUACGAAGAACCAAGCAACCAGGAACCGCUGUUAGCCUAAUUGUCUGAUCUACUUAGACUGUCAUGCCAGUUUAAGAAUAUAUAAUCCUUGUUUUAGCGUUUGUAUUACUUGGUAAACGAGCGGAGUUACUUGUCUUUUCUCUUCUAAAAAUAAAUAUGGGAUUUUGAGUUGCCUUA
Molecule: messenger RNA, 1324 nt
Organism: Musa acuminata subsp. malaccensis (wild Malaysian banana)
Lineage: Eukaryota; Viridiplantae; Streptophyta; Magnoliopsida; Zingiberales; Musaceae
Product: WAT1-related protein At5g07050
Cellular component (GO): plasma membrane
Molecular function (GO): transmembrane transporter activity
Source: RefSeq, a predicted model, not a curated record